This is a messenger RNA of Paramecium pentaurelia, 374 nucleotides long. The record is from the annotation of a GenBank genome assembly. NCBI's taxonomy places the organism in Eukaryota, Ciliophora, Oligohymenophorea, Peniculida, Parameciidae.
AUGUAGUCGACUUUUGAUUUGAAAUUUAAUCUAUUACAAUUUAAAGUAAUUUAUUAAUUAUCAAUUUAGGUUUUAUAAUGUAUUAUGAAUGUAUAAGUUAUGUUCGUUAAGUAAAUGUUAAAUGGCAUGCAAUUAAUGAUCAAAGAAUAUAAGUCAUUAAUAAUUUUAAUAGAAACGAUCCAAAAAAUGAAACAAUUAUUUAUAAUAAUCCAAAUGCUUUGACUGGAUUUCUAACUUUAACUAGCAUUUCUUUCGAAAUCUAAAUAAACUUUAAAAUUGAAGUAUUUUCUUAUAAAAUUAAUUAGAUAAUUAGGCAUAUUAAAUACCAAUAAUUUGAAGCAAAUAGGCUAUCAAAUCAUUUUAGGUAUACAUGA